Messenger RNA from Owenia fusiformis, 1724 nucleotides. Lineage: Eukaryota; Metazoa; Annelida; Polychaeta; Sabellida; Oweniidae. The record is from the annotation of a GenBank genome assembly.
AUUUCUGUUUGCUCCGACAUUAAUUGAAGAAGUAAUCGAAUACUGGUAGAUGAGCGCAGCAAUCAUGGAUGUGAAUUGUCGAAUUUGGAACUUGGCGUUCACUUGUAGUUUACUGCUGUUUGGCCAUAUAGUGCUUGGAUUAGAGAGCAUUAGCGAUGUUACUAAAGCGGAAGACAUAACUGUCAUAAAAUAUCCGAAUACUUCGUCAAGUGACCUUAUCAGAGAACUGUCUCCCGCUGAGCUGUCAUAUCGUCUCAACAAUGUAGCACAAAAUAUAGAAGCUUAUCUCAACCUUGCUAUACGAAAGGGAGAUAGAAAGGUCUUGAAAAAAACAGAGAAACAAAUUCGCAAAGUUCUGAAUAAAAUUAAACGUUUGCCAGGUCAAAUAAAGAGUGUCAAAAAGCAAGUAUUGAUUUUGAUGAGCCUCCUCGAAAAAAUCGCUAUGGCAAAACAGACUCCGACUGUAUUUAUGAACGAAACGAAGAAAUUUAUCAAAGCAGUUGCUAGAGGCCCUAAUGAAUAUGCGUAUAAAACGACCACAAUUCAAAAGCAGAUUGAAGUCGUCGAGAAUAUUCAGAGAGCAGUUAAAACGUACCUUUCCCUCUACAAGAACGAAAGUAGAACUGAGAGCAUCGGGGAAGUCGUCGAAAAGCCCGAUAACGUCGUUCAAGUCUCGAUGAAAACAAUUAAAUUGCUGAAGACUUUGGCCAAAAACUAUAUGGUUUUGAAGAGGAUUCUUGAGAAAAUUCGAUUCCCAGCAGAUAUUUGCGGUAUGGGAGGCGGGAAAUGUUCUAGUGAUGGAGCUGAUGGGGGUUGCUGUUCAAAUAAAAUGCUUUCCUGUGAUUUUACAAACAAGUGUUGCAUUGAGAGAGAGGGAACAUGCUUGGCAGAUGCAGACUAUUGUUGCAGAGGGUUGAAAUGUAUCUAUGGAAAAUGUCAACAUUACCACCCUACUCCAUGUCCUAAACCCCGUGAUGUUGUCAUUGCCAUAGAUACAUCUUGUUCCAUGUCACAAAGUGACAAAGAAGCUAUACGUACUUUCCUACUUGAACUAGUAAGGGAUUUAACUCUAGAAGAUGGCGUGCAUAUAGCAAUAUUAACAUUCAACAAGGGAAUCCAACACGUCGCGUACCUGUUUAAUUCGUAUGACCCCGAUAACUUGGUACAGCUAAUUCAUAAUAUGGACUUAAAAGAGGAAGAAUGCGCUACUCAUACGUUUGCUGCUCUUGCUGCUAUCGAAAAUGAGUACUUUUCUCCAAUAAGGGGUGAUAGACCGGAUGUUGCCAAUGUUGCCAUUGUUAUCACAGACGGUGUUACAAACCCUAUAAAAAAACAAGCACUCACAUUUCAAAAUGCUGAUUCUCUGCGUGCCACUGGGGUAGAACUUAUUGUGAUUGGCUUACCACAAGUAUGUGCUGGAAAAGACGCACCAAGAUGUGUGCCCAGGGUAAUUGGGCAGGAAGAAUGGAUGGGGAUAAGUGGUGCCGACGAAGACCCAAUGUUAUUAUUGAACAUUCUCAACACUCACUUUUCAAAAUUGCGUGAAUCACUUGUGAAUGUUUAUAACAGAAUCUGUCAUUAAUUCCUAUAGAUUGGCAGAGCUUGCUGGAAACAGAAUCGGCUCAUCGUCUUGAAUAAACGGCCGAAAUGUUCAAACUGUUUUGUCAAUGUGUCAAGCUCUAUCUUAACUGGUCAUCAUCAUAAAGUUAUAAUUUUAAAUAAAA